Messenger RNA from Pseudoliparis swirei, 4082 nucleotides. RefSeq names its product leucine-rich repeats and immunoglobulin-like domains 3 (gene lrig3). Gene Ontology annotation, molecular function: protein binding. The record is from RefSeq and is a predicted model, not a curated record. Lineage: Eukaryota; Metazoa; Chordata; Actinopteri; Perciformes; Liparidae. The transcript is spliced from 19 exons. Bases 379 to 3696 code for a protein of 1105 amino acids.
UCUGGUGUGCGCUCACGCUGCGCGGCGUGGGGAUCCUUUACGCGGCACAAGUUGCCCCGGACAGCAGCAGCGAGGCGCACACACACACACACACACACUCACAACAAGUCCCUCCACCGGAAUGGGCACGUUUCAGAAGAGCGCUUUUCUCUCACGUCGCACACCGACGAGCCUCCGAGCCACGAGGGCUUGGAUAUAAGGAGCCACUGCGCGCAGCUCGCGCUCCAAGACCUUUGUUUUUGGGGGGGAGGAUUUCUUCUUGGUGGUUUCUCACUUUUUUGUUGUUGGAUUUGUUCGCGCAGCUUCAUCUGAAGAGCGAACUGAAGAGGGUGUCCUCUUGUUCGGAGCAGAGAGGCAACAGGAGGGGGAGAAACCGAGAUGUGUUCCCCGGCGCAGGCUCUCCGCUCGGCGAGGCUCGCCGCGGUUCUCCUGCUGCUGCUGCGGCUCCAGGGCGGCGCGGCGGCGGCGGCGGCGGCGGCCAGGACGUGCCCGCCUCCCUGCGUGUGCACCGGGGAGCUGCUGGACUGCAGCCGGCUGAGAAGAGGCCAAAUGCCGCACACGAUCCCGGAGUGGACGGUUCAACUGGACCUGAGCCAUAACAAGUUGCAGAUGCUUGACGGCACUUUGUUUUCCAAACUACAACAUCUCAGUGAAAUAAAGCUGAACCACAAUGAACUGGAUGCGAUUCCUGAUUUGGGCCCUAAUGCUGCCAACAUCACGACGCUCAUCCUAGCCAACAACCGGAUCACCAGGAUCUCCUCCGAGCGGCUGCGGCCCUUCGUCGCCCUGGAGACGCUCGACCUCGGCAACAACAACAUCGUGGAGAUCAAGGCCAGCUCCUUCCCCGCGCUGCCGCUCAAGAACCUGUUCCUCAACAACAACCGCAUCUCGGCGCUGGAGGCCGGCUCCUUCUCCAACCUCUCCGGCAGCCUGCAGGUCCUCCGGCUCGACCGCAACCGCCUCUCCGCCAUCCCGGCGAAGAUGUUCCAGCUGCCCAACCUCCAGCACCUGGAGCUGAGCAGGAACCGCGUCCGCCGGGUGGAGGGCCUGACGUUCCACGGCCUGCACGCCCUGCGCUCCUUGAAGAUGCAGAGGAACGGCCUCAGCCGCCUGAUGGACGGAGCCUUCUGGGGCCUCGGCAACAUGGAAGUCCUGCAGCUGGACUACAACAACCUGACGGAGGUGAGUAAGGGCUGGCUGUACGGCCUGCUGACUCUGCAGCAGCUCCACCUCGGCCACAACGCCAUCAGCAGGAUCCGACCUGACGCCUGGGAGUUCUGCCAGAAGCUCAGCGAGCUCGACCUCUCCUUCAACCACCUGUCCCGGCUGGAGGAGUCCAGCUUCGUGGGCCUCAGCGUGCUGGACGAGCUCCGCUUGGGAAACAACCGCGUGAGCUUCGUCGCCGACGGGGCGUUCCGAGGCCUCUCCAACCUGCAGACGCUGGAUCUCCAAAAUAAUGAAAUCUCCUGGACCAUUGAAGACAUGAACGGCCCGUUCUCGGCCCUGGACCGGCUGAACAAACUGUUUCUGCAGGGGAACCAGAUCCGCUCGGUGACCAAGAAGUCUUUCUCCGGCCUGGAGGCGCUGCAGCACCUAGACUUGAGCAACAACGCCAUCAUGUCCAUCCAGGCGAACGCCUUCUCCCAGAUGAAGAGCCUGCAGGAGCUCCGGCUGAACACCUCCAGCCUCCUGUGCGACUGCCAGCUGAAGUGGCUUCCCGUCUGGGUGGCAGAGCAAACCUUCAUGCCCGGCCUCAACGCCAGCUGCGCCCACCCGCAGAUGCUGAAGGGCAGCAGCGUGUUCGCCGUCAGCCAGGAGGAGUUUGUGUGUGACGACUUCCCAAAGCCUCAAAUCACCGUGCAGCCGGAGACCCAGUCGGCGCUCAAGGGCGCCAACGUGACCUUCGUGUGCUCGGCGGCCAGCUCCAGCGACUCGCCGAUGACCUUCGCCUGGAAGAAAGACAACGAGGUCCUGAACGACGCCGAGAUCCACAACCAGGCCCACUUGCGGCUGCAGGGCGGCACGGCGGGCGAGACGGAGGUGACGGAGUACACCACCACGCUGGAGCUACGGCACGUGGAGUUCUCCAGCGAGGGGAAGUACCAGUGCGUCAUCUCCAACCACUUUGGAUCGUCCUAUUCAUUCAAGGCCAGACUCACGGUCAACAUGAUGCCCUCCUUCACCAAGAUGCCAAUGGACCUGAGUAUCCGGGCCGGAGCCACGGCCCGGCUGGAGUGCGCCGCCGUGGGUCACCCCUCCCCUCAGAUCGCCUGGCAGAAGGACGGCGGCACCGACUUCCCCGCCGCCCGCGAACGCCGCAUGCACGUCAUGCCGGAGGACGACGUGUUCUUCAUCGUGGACGUGAAGACCGAGGACAUCGGCGUCUACAGCUGCACGGCUCAGAACACGGCCGGCGCCAUUUCUGCCAACGUGACGCUCACCGUGCUCGAGACGCCGUCCUUCCUGCGGCCCCUCAUGGAUCGCACGGUGGCGAAGGGCGAAACCGCCGUCCUCCAGUGCAUCGCCGGCGGCAGCCCUCACCCGCGGCUGAACUGGACCAAAGACGACAGCCCUCUGGUGGUGACCGAGCGCCACUUCUUCGCGGCCGCCAACCAGCUCCUCAUCAUCGUCGACGCCGCGGAGGCGGACGCGGGGAAGUACACCUGCGAGAUGUCCAACGCGCUCGGCACGGAGCGGGGCCACGUCCUGCUGGCCGUCAUCCCCAAUCCCAACUGCGACUCCGGGGUGCAGGGCGGCGGCGCGGGGGUCGGCACGGUGAGCGGCGUGGGGUCGGACAGCGACGGCUGGACCACGGUGGGAAUCGUCAUCAUCGCCGUGGUGUGCUGCGUGGUGGGCACGUCGCUGGUGUGGGUGGUCAUCAUCUACCACACGCGGCGGCGCAGCGAGGACUGCAGCGUCACCAACACAGAUGAGACCAACCUGCCGGCCGACAUCCCCAGCUACCUGUCCUCCCAGGGAACGCUCGCCGACCGGCAGGACGGCGACGUCCCGUCGGAGAGCGGCAGCAGCCAUCAGUACCUGGCUUCGUCUCUCAGCGGCUUCUACCUGCAGCCCAAAGACAUGAACGGUUUCUGCCAGCUCGAUACGGGAAGUGAAGCGGACCUGGAGGCGGCCAUCGACCCUCUGCUCUGCCACUACCAAGGCCCCAUCGGAUCGCUGCUUCGCCGAGAGAACUUGUACUCCGCCGACCCGACGGAGGUCUUCACAGGCUGUUCCGUUGAUCAAAAGCCCGUCUGGGUCGAGUCCUACAGCGGCAGCCCGUCCAACUCUAAAAUGAGGGAUUACUUCCUGUCUGAGCGGUUUGACCUCUGCUCCUCGUCGGUCCUGAUGCAGCUCCCCAACGCCGGCCUCCACCGCGGCCCCUCCCCCCAGCGGAGGGACCGCCGGCCAUCCAAUGAGGAGGUUGAAGCCAGCGACUACGGGAAGCCUCACGAGGGCCUUUCCAACACCUUCAUGGGAACAUUUGGGAAGGCUCCGUGGAGGCCCCCCAUCAGCGACCUCCACCCGGGCGUCCCGCGCGGCGCGGUGACUCUGUGUGAGGAUCCCUACACGGCUCCGGAGGAGGAGGAGGAGGAGGAGGAGGAGGAGGAGGGCGGCCUCGCGGCGUCGGAGCAGAGCGACGGCGUUUACGAGCGGCCGUUCGAUCCCGCCCCGCAGCGCCGGACGAGCACUUAGCCGAGCGACGCUUGUUCUUCGCGGAGAGGACGACCCCAAAAACAAAAAGAGAAUAACUUCUACCUCACUGAACGGACACUUUUGCAAUCACGGACUCCUGAAAUGUGCAACGAGUGAAUGUAAUGGACGGUUUUAAAAGUCAAAAGGAGCUCGUUAGCAGCUGCUCGUCAAGGACGCGGCUCGUGCUAAAUAAUAUAGAUGAAUAUAUACAGUUUUUUUUAUAUAAAGUUUAUUAUAUUUUGUAAAUUGUAUAUAAACAGAUUCCAUUAUUUUUGCUUACCAUUUGUGUACGAGUAUUUUUGCAGCCCUGCCAAUUCUGUUAUUCCAGCUUUGAAUGAAGCGAUGUUUUGCACAUAUGUAAACAAUAAAACCAGAAACCAGCUGAA